GCUGCAACCUGCCGAUGAAGAGGAGGAGGAAGAAGACGAAGAAGAACAAUGUUCGUUUCCGGGAUCAGCACUGCUGGAGAACCGUAAUAUGUCCAUGUGCUAGACUGUGAACAACCAUCACAACACAAGCAUUGGGGAACCUGCCGAGCUGGUUGGUUCUGUUCAGUCUGGCCUUCUGCGGGCUCAAAUAAGCACAGAAAUGAAGAAAAGAAGUGGCGGCUGUCUGGACAGUCGGCUCAAACCGAGAGUGGAGCAGUAUAUGACGACCUGCACCAGUGAAUAUGUAGACCUUUCCGCCAUGGCCCUGGAACUUCAAAAACUGUACAGAAUGGAGUAUGGAAGGAGAAACAAGACAGCUUUCAGGAUUCAAGUAGAGAAAGUGUAUGACGCAAUCAUGAAGGACUCCGGGCUGAAUGAUCAUGAGAGCAAACACUUGACUAAGAGAGCCAAGCACAGCCACAAUGACAGUGAUGAUGGUAGCAGCUUAGAAACGUCCUCUGACAGCGGUGACCACAUUCUGGAGAACACUCCCACCAACCACAUGAACAGCUCUCUUACAUCUCUGUACCGGAAGGGACACCCUGACUCCAACAACUGCUCACCUAGGAGAGAUGAACCUGCUGCCAGCUGUCCUGCAAGCACAGUCAACCUCCCUCCUAGUUCAGGGACGCUGAUUUCCAAUGGAGGCUGGUUCAUUGAUAGAGGCAGAGGGCCAGAGAAGAGCACAAUCCUUAUUGACCUGUGUGAAGAGCAGCCAACUGAAACAGCAACAAAUCAGACAGAUGUGUCCCUGCUAGAGCCUCAGAAAUCUCACACAAAGUCCAAAAAAAGGAUGAAGAUAUCAACUGAAACUACAGAGUCUCGAAUCCUGAAUAAGAAAGCAAAAUCAAAGUCACCAGAGCUGCAGUAUCCCACUCUGAAGUUUGAAGAUGUUGGAGGUAAUGAAGAGACGUUAAUGGAGGUGUGUAAGCUGCUGAUCCACAUGCGUCACCCAGAGGUGUACCAGCAACUGGGAAUGGUUCCUCCAAGGGGCUUCCUCCUACAUGGACCUCCUGGCUGUGGAAAGACGCUGCUGGCCCAGGCUGUGGCUGGGGAGCUGCAGCUGCCCUUGUUGAAGGUGUCUGCUCCGGAGCUGGUAUCUGGAGUGUCAGGAGAGUCUGAACAGAAGCUCAGAGAGCUGUUUGACCUGGCUGUGAACUCUGCCCCAUGUAUUCUGUUCAUAGAUGAAAUAGAUUCCAUCACCCCUAAGAGAGAGGUGGCUUCUAAAGACAUGGAGAGGAGGAUUGUAGCCCAGCUCCUAACUUGCAUGGAUGACUUGAACAGUCUGACGGUGACAGCUCAGGUCCUGGUCAUCGGUGCCACCAACAGGCCAGACUCCCUAGACCCUGCCCUCCGCAGAGCUGGACGAUUCGACAGAGAGAUCUGCCUUGGUAUCCCUGAUGAAGCAGCUCGUCUCAGGAUCUUGAAGACGUUAUGUCGAAAACUGAAGCUGCAGGAGGACUUUGACUACCAGCAGCUGGCCCGGCUCACCCCAGGCUACGUGGGCGCAGACCUUAUGGCUCUGUGCCGCGAAGCUGCCAUGAGUGCUGUAAGCAGGGUUCUGCUGGAAAUAAGAGGACGGAGCCAAAGCCAGAGUUCUACUAAAGAGCUAUUAACAGGCGGAGUUCAGACUGAAGCUGUUGUAACAGAAGGAGAGUUCAGAGAGCAACAGGGAGCAGACAUCAACCCAGUACCUCAAGAAGAGUUGGGACAGAGUCACCUGCAGGGAGAUCUGUGGCACCUGCUGCAAUUGUUAAAGAACACUGCAACACUAUCAGAGGAAGAGCUUGCUGGCUUGUCCAUCCUCAUGUCAGACUUCCUGGCCUCUCUGGCCAGUGUCCAGCCCUCAGCCAAGAGGGAGGGCUUUGCCACCGUGCCUGAUGUCACCUGGGAGGAUGUUGGAGCCCUGCAGGACAUCAGAGAGGACCUCACUAUGGCCAUAUUGGCUCCAGUGCGUUCUCCAGAGCAGUUCAGGGCUCUGGGGCUCAGUGCUCCAUCUGGUGUGCUUCUGGCUGGACCUCCAGGAUGUGGAAAAACACUGCUGGCCAAGGCAGUGGCCAAUGAGUCAGGCCUUAACUUCAUCUCUGUCAAGGGUCCAGAGCUGCUCAACAUGUACGUGGGAGAGAGUGAGCGGGCUGUCAGACAGGUCUUUCAGAGAGGACGCAACUCGGCUCCUUGUGUCAUAUUCUUUGACGAGAUUGAUGCUCUGUGUCCUCGCCGCUCAGGCCAUGAGUCAGGAGCCAGUGUGCGGGUGGUCAACCAGCUGCUGACAGAGAUGGAUGGCUUAGAGUCUCGACGGCAGGUCUUCAUCAUGGCUGCAACCAACAGACCAGAUAUCAUCGACCCUGCCAUACUGAGGCCAGGUCGUCUGGAUAAAACCUUGUAUGUAGGUCUGCCACCUCAAGCAGACCGCCAUGCCAUCCUGCUCACCAUUACUAAGGGUGGGACCAAACCUCAGCUGGAGCAGGAUGUCUGUCUGGAAGAGAUUGCCUUCGAUGAGCGAUGUGAUUGCUUCAGUGGAGCUGACCUGACUGCGUUAGUGAGAGAAGCAUCUAUUAAUGCCCUGAGGGCCUACCUGAAGUCUCAGCCUUCCCAAGCUUAUUCUCAUGGUCACACAUUAUCUUCUGGCUCAGUAGCUGACAUUAGAGUAAGCAAGCAGAACUUUGAUGAUGCCUUCAAGAAAGUUCGUCCAUCUGUGUCCAAAAAGGAGCAGAAGAUGUACGAGCAGCUCAGAGAAUCCCUCAGCAGAUAAUUAAAUGACCAGAACCAUAAACAGCAACAGUUCAACUCUGACUUAAGUUACUGGUGAAUAAUUAUGUAAUGUUUGUAUACGCAUCUUAUUGUGGUUGCAUCAUAAUACUGAUUUCUGAUUUUAUAAUAAAAAGUGUGUAGA
This is a messenger RNA of Anoplopoma fimbria (sablefish), 2932 nucleotides long. RefSeq names its product nuclear VCP like (gene nvl). The record is from RefSeq and is a predicted model, not a curated record. Gene Ontology annotation, biological process: ribosome biogenesis. The transcript has 24 exons. Gene Ontology annotation, cellular component: nucleus. Gene Ontology annotation, molecular function: RNA binding; ATP hydrolysis activity; preribosome binding. The coding region runs from base 200 to 2791 and encodes 863 amino acids. NCBI's taxonomy places the organism in Eukaryota, Metazoa, Chordata, Actinopteri, Perciformes, Anoplopomatidae.